Salvia miltiorrhiza (redroot sage) is the source of this 1903-nucleotide messenger RNA. RefSeq names its product small ribosomal subunit biogenesis GTPase RsgA 1, mitochondrial. The record is from RefSeq and is a predicted model, not a curated record. Gene Ontology annotation, molecular function: GTPase activity; GTP binding. Bases 253 to 1692 code for a protein of 479 amino acids. NCBI's taxonomy places the organism in Eukaryota, Viridiplantae, Streptophyta, Magnoliopsida, Lamiales, Lamiaceae. The transcript has 5 exons.
AGCUCGAGUUCGAUAAAUAGACGACGAGUCGGCAAUAAAAUAGAGGUUCGAAUCGGGCUCAAAACCGGAGUUCGAGUUUACUGGCAUUCGCUCGGCUCGUUUAGCGUAUAAUGAUAAUAAUAAUUGCUGUUUUGCCGGAAAAUUCCAGAAGUUGAAUUAUUCGAUAAUCCGUUUUCUCCACUCUCACAGUCUCGAGUUCUCUCUCUCUCCAUAUUCAUCUUCAAAAUUCUCUGUUUUCUUCAUGCAUCCGCCAUGACCAUCGCAUCAAUUUCAGUUCUCCGCCAGAAGCUACCGCCAUUCCUCUCCACGGCGUUCAUCCACCAGCAGCGCUUCAUCUCCGCCGUUCAAAACCCUAUCAAUGCCAGAAAGCAGCAGCAGCAGAAGCAGCAUCAACCGAACAAAAACGUGCUCAGAGCUCGAGAGACCUUCAAAAAGCAGUUCUCCUCCCUGGCGCCGCUCCUCUCCCCCGACGAGAAGCCGCCACUGACGGAUAAUCAGGCGAUCGGCACGGUCGUUUCGUCGCAGGCUAAUUUCAUGCGCGUGGUCGUGAAUUCAGCGUCGCAGUCGGAGGAUUGGGGAAGUUUGGGGAUGGAGCUGCUAUGCGUGGUGAAGGAAGUGCUGAAGAAGAUAAAGAGGCGGGUUUUGGUUGGGGAUAGGGUUCUGGUAGGGGCGAUUGAUUGGGUGGAUAAAGGAGGCCGGAUUGAGAAUGUAUUUGAGCGGAAGAGCGAGAUUUUGGAUCCACCGGUGGCGAAUGUGGAUCAUUUGCUCGUGCUUUUCUCAAUUGAGCAGCCGACAAUCGAGCCGUUUACUCUUACUAGGUUCCUUGUGGAGGCUGAAUCAACUGGAAUUCCGCUCACUCUUGCGCUGAACAAAGUAGAGCUCGCUGAGGAAGGGACUCUGAAGGAAUGGAAGUCUCGGCUUCGUCAUUGGGGCUAUGAACCAGUGUUUUGUAGUGUUGAUACCAAACAAGGCCUUGAUACCCUGCAAUUUAUUUUGAGAGAGCAGACCUCUGUAAUUGUCGGUCCUAGUGGUGUUGGUAAAUCAAGUUUGAUCAAUGCUUUAAGGGGCAAUAGAAGUGUUCUUGGGGCUGUUGAAGAUGAUAAUUGGUUUGAACCUACUCUAGGCAGCAAAUGGUUUGAAGAGCAGCGUGUUGGAGAAGUGUCAACAAGGAGUGGGAGAGGAAAACACACUACUCGAAAUGUGUCACUCCUUCCAUUAUCUGGAGGAGGAUAUCUUGCGGAUACCCCUGGCUUUAAUCAGCCUAGUUUGAUGAAAGUAACAAAGCAGUCCCUUGCACAAUAUUUCCCGGAGAUUCGGAAAAUGCUGGAACAGGAUGUGACUGGGAAGUGUUCUUUCAGUGAUUGCUUGCAUAUUGGCGAACCUGGGUGUCUAGUCAAAGGAGACUGGGAAAGAUUCUCGUACUAUGUUCAACUGCUCGAUGAGAUUAAGGUUAGAGAGGAGUUUCAGCUCAGGACAUUUGGAACUAAAAGAGAGAGUGGUGUGAGGCUCAAGGUUGGAGGAUUGGGUGUGAAGCAAGCUGAACCAAGAUUAGAACCCAAGAAACACAGGAGGCAAUCACGUAAGACAGUAAACCAGUCCAUACUAGACGAGUUAGAUGAUGAUGACGACGACAACGAAACACUGGAUAGUGAAAAUCCCAUUCUGAGGGCAAUGAAAGAUGAAAAUAAAUGAGGCAACUCAGGUAUUACAGAAUAGCUAUACAAUAGCUAUACGUUGUAAAUAGACUUCCACUUUCCUGAGCAAGGUGGCUCAAGCAGUCAAGUGAAUGAGAUUAGUAGUGUUCAUAGUGAUAAGGCUUCACGACUCAUCUUUUUGUAUCUCGAAGAAGGAUACCUUUCAUUUUCUUUUUGGUAUAUAUCGAAUUAGAAGAUGAUUUCUAUUA